UUGCCCACCAACUUGCUAAUGGCAUCACCCCUCUCUCUCAAGCUUUCUCUCCCUAGCUAAGCUUCAAAGCCCUGAAGUCUCCACCAUGGAGGAGGGGAAAGCUAUAACCAAGACGAGCUACGACUCUCCAGGCUCAUGGAAGAAAGGAAAAGGAGGAUUCCGAGCGUCCGGAUUCAUUUUCGUGCAGGCGGGGCUUGACAACAUGGGGUUCAUCGCGAACCUGGUGACCUUGGUGCUAUACUUCUACCUGGUGAUGCACUUUUAUCCGGCGACCGCUUCUAACACUCUGACCAACUUCUUGGGUUCAACCUUCUUGCUCACGAUUGUUGGUGGCUUCAUCUCCGAUACCUACUUGAGCAGAUUCUCGACCUGUCUUAUUUUUGGAAGCCUCGAAGUUUUGGGUUUGGCAAUGUUAACCAUUGAGGCCCGCUCCAAGCAUUUGCACCCAGACUCAUGUGGGAAAUCAAGCUGCAUCCACGGGGGGACAGCCACUUACUUCUAUGCCACCCUCUGCCUCUUGGCCCUCGGCUAUGGUGGCGUCCGUGGCGCGUUCCCCGCCCUCGGGGCAGACCAAUUCGACCACAGGGACCCGACUGGGGCCAGUGCUCUCGCCACCUUCUUCAACUAUCUCAUCCUCAGUAUUACGGCCGGUGCCACCAUUGGGGUCACGGCCAUUGUGUGGGUCAGCAUGAACAAAGGUUGGCACUGGGGUUUCUUUAUUGCGACAAUCGCUAGCUUUGUUGGCUUUGUCGUUUUGGCUAUGGGAAAGCCGUUUUAUCGCCUGCAGCGACCCGGAGAUAGCCCACUCCUCCGAAUUUGGCAGGUUGUGCUUCUGGCCAUCAAGAACAGGAAGUUGCCCCUACCGGAGAAUUCAGCUGACUUGUAUGAGAUCAGUGACAAGGAGAGCAGUGUCUUAGCCGUGGCCAAAAUCGCUCACACUGACCAAUUCAGGCUCCUGGACAAAGCAGCAAUCCUACCAAAAGAAUCAAUGCCUGAGCCAUGGAAAGUGUGCACAGUGACCCAAGUUGAAGAGGUCAAAGUCCUGACCAGGAUGCUUCCCAUCUUGGCCAGCACCAUCAUCAUGAACACAUGCAUGGCCCAACUCCAGACCUUCUCGGUCCAACAGGGCCUGCUCAUGGAUCCGCACCUCGGGUCCCUCAAGGUCCCGACGCCGUCCAUCCCAGUCAUCCCCCUCCUCUUCAUGUCUAUCCUCAUCCCAAUCUACGAGUUCGUAUUCGUCCCCUUCGCCCGCAAGCUCACAGGCCACCCGUCGGGCAUCACGCAGCUCCAGCGUGUUGGGGUCGGCCUCGUCCUGUCGGUGAUCUCCAUGGCUGUCGCUGGGAUCGUUGAGGUCAAGCGACGAGACGAGGCCAACAAGAACCCUUCCCACCACAUCAGCCUCUUCUGGCUCUCUCUGCAGUAUGGCAUCUUCGGGAUCGCUGACAUGUUCACACUCAUUGGGCUGAUGGAAUUCUUCUACAGAGAGGCGCCGGUCGGGAUGAGGUCACUCUCAACGUCGUUCACUUGGCUCUCACUGUCCUUCGGCUACUUCUUGAGCACCAUCUUUGUGAACAUCAUCAAUUCGGUCACCGAGAAGAUCAGUCCCAGCAAGCAAGGAUGGCUACAUGGGCAGGACAUCAACAAGAAUAAAGUCAAUCUGUUCUACUGGUUCUUGGCCAUCCUGAGCACGCUCAACUUCGGAGUAUACCUGAUCGCUGCCUAUUGGUACAAGUACAAGAUGGACGACCCUGACGAAUCAGAGACGAAAGCGGGGGCCUCGGAUGGCAUGCCUCUGGUUACGAACAAUAAAGCGACGACCGACCUAACCACUCAGAACGACCGGUCCAUGGUGAUUGAUCCCGUUUCCUCUGCUGCCGAGCCUGUCGCUAAAGAUUAUAAUACUGCGGAAAAAACAGGAGCUGCUGUUGAAGGAGAUCAAGUGAACUAGGUGCAAAGCACAAUUAACUGCAAGAUUGAGAUUGGCAUAUUGAGAACAAGAGAUUGUUCUCUACUUUGCCUUUACAUUUGGUCGUGCUUAUGUUGCGCACGGUGUGCUGUUGAUCAAUCGAUUGCAUCUUAUUGGCACACACUUGGCUUGGAUUCUGAAGUUAAUUUUGAUAUUGUUUUCGGUUUCUAUACAAUAAAAA
Messenger RNA from Syzygium oleosum, 2147 nucleotides. RefSeq names its product protein NRT1/ PTR FAMILY 4.6-like. NCBI's taxonomy places the organism in Eukaryota, Viridiplantae, Streptophyta, Magnoliopsida, Myrtales, Myrtaceae. Gene Ontology annotation, molecular function: transmembrane transporter activity. Gene Ontology annotation, biological process: transmembrane transport. The record is from RefSeq and is a predicted model, not a curated record. The coding region runs from base 86 to 1948 and encodes 620 amino acids. Gene Ontology annotation, cellular component: membrane. The transcript is spliced from 6 exons.